UCAGAGAGAGUGUGUAGAAUGCCAAAAGUGGAGAGCCAAGCCGACUGUGCCUAUCAUGGCUGACUUACCUUUAGCUCGUCUGCGACUAUACCAACCGCCUUUUUUCUCAACUGGAGUUGACUGCUUUGGGCCCUUCAUUGUGAAGAUUGGCCGUCGCACUGAAAAACGAUGGGGAGUCAUCUUCAAGUGCUUGACGACCAGAUGCAUUCACCUUGACCUCCUCAAUAGCAUUGAUACCGAUGCAUUUUUGUUGGCACUUAGACGGUUUAUAGCUCGCAGAGGAACCCCAUCCGAAAUUUUCUCGGAUCAGGGGACCAAUUUCCGAGGAGCUGCAACUGAAUUACGGGAAGCCUUCAAAGUAAUGGAACCCAAACUGCAAGAGUUGUUGGCUAACUAUCAGAUCAACUUUAGGAUGAAUCCUCCCGCCGCACCACACUUCGGAGGUGCAUGGGAAAGGGAGAUCAGAUCAGUAAAGUCUGCCCUGCAGGUAGUUGUUGGUAGCCAGUCGGUUCCAGAGGAAGUACUACGCACAGUACUGAUCGAAGUCGAGGGCAUCCUUAACAGCAAGCCAUUGGGAUAUGUCUCAUCCGAUGUGGCAGACAUAGACCCGGUUACCCCUAACAUGCUGCUCAUGGGGCGGCGAGACGCCUCACUCCCCCAGGUAAUCUACACUCCUGAACCGCUAUCCAAGCGUCGCUGGCGUCACUCUCAAACCAUUGUGGAUCACUUCUGGUCAUACUACACCCGGCAUUACCUCCCAAGCCUUCAGACUCGCCAGAAGUGGCAGCGAGAAACCCAAGAUUUAACUGAGAAUAUGGUAGUGAUGAUUAUGGAUCCGCAGCUUCCCAGAGCCCAUUGGCCAACUGGUCAGGUAGUCAAGUUGAUACCCAGUGCUGAUGGACACAUUAGGUCAGCUCAAAUCAAGGUCAGUGAUCGCUUAUACAUACGACCUGUGGCCAAACUCGUCAGACUUCCAGCACUUCCGGAUGGAGGUGACGCUGACCCCAAGGACUAGGGAAUUUAUUCUCACACAUAUUAGCUAUGCUAAUCUGGGGGCGGCUGUUCUAAAUUCCCUGUAAGAGUAUACGGGAAGGACUUUUGUCAUGAAACAUCUUAUAGUGUAUUUCCACUGGGCGGCGCUAGUUUCCGCUAUUCCGCUAUUGUGUUUUUACUUUCACUUUUGCCAGCCGUUUGCUCCGCCAUUUCUUCAGGUGUUAAUGUGCGUGAUUGAAUAAAGACCACAUUUAAUACCUUGCACAUAACUGAAUGAUGCCAAAUAUGCAAACAAAUAUAAAGAGUUGAACUGUU
Molecule: messenger RNA, 1308 nt
Organism: Megalobrama amblycephala (Wuchang bream)
Lineage: Eukaryota; Metazoa; Chordata; Actinopteri; Cypriniformes; Xenocyprididae
Exons: 2
Coding region: 56-1015 (319 amino acids)
Biological process (GO): DNA integration
Molecular function (GO): nucleic acid binding
Source: RefSeq, a predicted model, not a curated record